AUGUCAGCCCUACGGAUAUUGGUGCCCGUCAAGCGGGUUAUUGACUAUGCGGUCAAGCCGCGAGUCAACAAGGCCCAGACGGGCGUCGAGACAGCCGGUGUCAAGCACAGCAUGAACCCCUUCGACGAGCUAUCGGUCGAAGAGAGCGUGCGCAUCCGCGAGGGGAAGAAGACCCCUGUCGAGGACAUUUGCGUCAUCAGCGCCGGGCCGACCAAGGCCCAGGACAUCCUGCGCACCGCCAUGGCCAUGGGCGCCGACCGGGCCAUCCACGUCGAGACCAAGGAGGGCGAGGACCUCGAGCCGUUGGGCGUCGCCAAACUGCUCAAGGCCGCCACCGAACAGAACAAGAGCAACCUGGUGAUCCUGGGCAAGCAGAGCAUCGACGACGACGCCGGCCAGACGGGCCAGAUGCUGGCCGGUCUGCUGGGCUGGGCGCAGGCCACCCAGGCGAGCAAGAUCGAGUUCACCGGCGGCGAUUCCGUGCAGGUGACGAGGGAGGUGGAUGGCGGUGUCGAGACGCUCAAGGCCAAGCUGCCCAUGGUCAUCACGACCGACUUGCGCCUCAACGAGCCCCGGUACGCGAGCUUGCCCAACAUCAUGAAGGCCAAGAAGAAGCCGCUCGAGAAGAAGACGCUGGCGGAUUACGGUAUUACGGCCGAGAAGAGGCUCAAGACUAUCAAGGUCACCGAGCCUCCCCCGAGACAGGGUGGUGGCAAAGUGGAGGAUGUGGAUGGCUUGGUCUCGAAGCUCAAGGAGCUUGGUGCUCUUUAA
This is a messenger RNA of Neurospora hispaniola, 771 nucleotides long. Its product is annotated as electron transfer flavoprotein beta-subunit. Gene Ontology annotation, molecular function: electron transfer activity. The transcript has 3 exons. Gene Ontology annotation, cellular component: mitochondrion. Gene Ontology annotation, biological process: fatty acid beta-oxidation using acyl-CoA dehydrogenase; amino acid catabolic process. The coding region runs from base 1 to 771 and encodes 256 amino acids. Lineage: Eukaryota; Fungi; Ascomycota; Sordariomycetes; Sordariales; Sordariaceae. The record is from RefSeq and is a predicted model, not a curated record.